GCAGGCGCGCGCGCCCUUCCGCGCAUGAGCACUGCUGCUCCGAGCCCGCCCGCCACGGUCUCCGGCGCCAGCUACGCCGCUGCCGCUGUCACUAUGGCCCAUUACAAAGCCGCCGACUCGAAGCGCGAGCAGUUCCGGAGGUACUUGGAGAAGUCGGGGGUGCUGGACACACUGACCAAGGUUUUGGUAGCCUUAUAUGAAGAACCAGAGAAACCUAAUAGUGCUUUGGAUUUUUUAAAGCAUCACUUAGGAGCUGCUACCCCAGAAAAUCCAGAAAUAGAGCUGCUUCGCCUAGAAUUGGCAGAAAUGAAAGAGAAAUAUGAAGCUAUUGUAGAAGAAAAUAAAAAACUGAAAACAAAGCUUGCUCAGUAUGAACCACCUCAGGAGGAGAAGCGUGCUGAAUAGGAUUCUUCUCAGUUGAAAAGACACUGAAAAAUGGUUUUGUAUGACUUGAAUAGUUUGUAUAGUAUAUAAUCUUUUCUGAACAGAUGCUAUAGCACUCUUUUAAUAUGUUAAAUUCACCUAUCACACUCUUUAACUGUUAUAAACACAUAUACUUAGAAUCACCAAUAAAAACUCAAUAUAACUU
Molecule: messenger RNA, 589 nt
Organism: Kogia breviceps (pygmy sperm whale)
Lineage: Eukaryota; Metazoa; Chordata; Mammalia; Artiodactyla; Physeteridae
Gene: MYCBP
Product: MYC binding protein
Biological process (GO): regulation of DNA-templated transcription
Cellular component (GO): nucleus
Molecular function (GO): transcription coactivator activity
Source: RefSeq, a predicted model, not a curated record